AAAAUAUGAGUAGCUAGAGAGGAAACUCAAAGUAAUUAUUUUGGUUCUAAUAGAGAUCACCAUCUAUCAAUAAGUCUAUUAGAAAGCAGAACAAGGACUCUGAUUCUAGUUCAUCAGAAAGGAGGUAUGGAAAGUUUUGGAAAGCUAAUGAGGACACCUUGCUUAUUGAAUUGCAUAGAAAAUAUAAUGGAAAUUGGCGGUAGAUUUCUGAAGAAAUUCCUGGGAGAAAUUUAAGUUAAUGUCAAUAGAGAUGGAAGAGGAUCAAUCCCAAUAAGGUAGUUUGGAUGGUUAUAGAAUUUUAGACAAAAUUGCGUAAACAAUGGACGGAUGAGGAGGACAAAAAAGUAUUUGAACUUGUUUAGGAAUAUGGUCGAAAUUGGAAGGUAAUCGAAGGGUUCAUGGAAGGACGUUCUAGUAAAUAAAUACGAGAGAGAUUUUUAAAUAAUUUGGACCCAGAGAUUAAUCGAUCAAAAUUCACAGCCCUGGAGGAUAAAAUAAUAUUGGAGUAGUAUAGAAUUUAUGGACCAAAGUGGAGUGAAAUUGCUAAGAUGUUAGACAGAAGACCAGUAAGUAGUGUUUAAAAUUAAAAUAGGAAAAUUAAGUGAAGAAUAGAUUUUAUUCAUACAUUAAGAGAGUGAGUAUGUUGGAGGAAAAAUCAGAUGACGAGGACAAUGAUGUAGAGUCUUCUAUUUCUGAAUAACCUCACAUUCCUCCUCCGAUAUAGAUAUAUCAGCCUCUGGAGACCAUUUAAUCAAUAAGGGAAGAGCACGACAAUACAAAAAACGAUUCUUUGAAAAACGAAUCAUUUAUUAACAUAUAGAAUCGAACCCCUUCAAAUAGAAUUCAGCCAUCUAUUAAUUUGAUAUAAGGCUUGGAUUCUUUCGAUUCAAAAUAAUUUGAUGGAAUUCAUUCUUUAGAUAUUUCGCCUUUUCAUUAGCGAAGAAUUUUGAAUGAAUACAGUCCUAUUAAUUUUGAAUAUGCAAAUCACCAUCCUACUUUCGAUAACAUUUAAGAGGAUGUUAAAGAAUUGAGAAGUUAAAUAGAAUGUAUAAGUUUGGAAAAAAUUAAUUGAGAAUUUAAUUAUUUAUUUAUUUAUAAUAAUUUGGAUACCCC
Paramecium octaurelia is the source of this 1113-nucleotide messenger RNA. The record is from the annotation of a GenBank genome assembly. Lineage: Eukaryota; Ciliophora; Oligohymenophorea; Peniculida; Parameciidae.